This is a messenger RNA of Linum trigynum, 913 nucleotides long. NCBI's taxonomy places the organism in Eukaryota, Viridiplantae, Streptophyta, Magnoliopsida, Malpighiales, Linaceae. The record is from the annotation of a GenBank genome assembly.
CCUUCUAAAUUUUUACCGGAACUUUUACAUAAUAGGCAGAUAUCUUGGGUUCAUUGUCAUGCUAGGACUGCUUUGUUUAUAAAGUCUUCACAAGAUUGUAAUUAAAAAAAUAGUAGUCUUCACAAGAUUGGCCUCAAGCAAAACCAAAAACUUAGUGAUAAUAUAUUAUGUGUGUGCAAUAUGACAGGCAUGGAUACAAGGGCGUACCGGCUAACCAGCUUAAAGCAAACUGAUGUCUUUGAGGUCGACUUCCCCGACGUCCUGGAAGUGAAAGCCACCCUUCUGGAGGCAGCAACGGAAUCGAUGAACGAACACAAUCCCCCCAAGAUGACAGCAAAAUCCCUCGAAAGGGUAGCUGCAGACAUCAGAAAUGCUGAUUGGGUUGAGAAGCUUAAAAGAUCAGGUUUCGAACCAGAGAAGAAGACGGUAUGGGUUCUAGAAGGCAUCCUAUAUUACCUGUCCCAUUCACAAGCCUUGCAAGUACUGAAGACCAUAGCGGACAAGUGCUCCCUUGCCCACACUGUCCUCCUCGGUGACUUCAUGAACAAACCAUCGACCACCAUGUCUAGCUCUCUCUUUCACUUCUAUAGUGAUUGGCCCGAUGAUCUCCUCCCGUCUUUAGGAUUCUCCGACGUAAAGUUGUCGCAGAUCGGGGAUCCAGACGCUCAUUUCGGGCUCAUGGAUGAUCAGUUAAAUCUGUUCAACAAACUCCGCGGCUUGCCAAGGUCAGCUCAGAUCCACCCAGAUGAUGGAACGCCUUGUUGUCGCUUGUAUUUAGUGCAGGCUUCAGGCCUGCCCAAUGAAACCAACAUAUAGAACUUGUACAAAUGAUGCGGGAUCCACAUUAAACACUAUAGCAUAGAUGCCAGCAUUGUUGCCAUUUUGUUUUGUUCAAUAAAUGCAAGAUGCAAUC